AAAAAAAUUAUAACUAUUAAUUUAAAAAAAAAAAUUAAAUAAAAAAAAUAUAUAAAAAAAACUAUAUAUAUUAAUAAUGAGUGGUCAAGGAAUCAAAAAUAUCAUCAAUGAUAAGCAAAAAUUAAAAAAAGUCACUGAAACCGCCUUUAAAGCUGUAGAUAUUGAUGGAUCAGGAUACUUAGAAAAAAACGAGCUUGAAUAAGUUAUGAUUAAUGUUGCUUCAGAUAUAGGUGUAGAAAAGCCAACUAAAGAGGAAGUUGAUGAGGUCUUAAAAGAAUUAGAUGAAAAUGGAGAUGGAAAAUUAUCAAUGGAAGAAUUCUAAGUAUUAAUAGAAUAAGUACUUGAAAUGAUGUCAAAUGCUUAGGGUUAAAAAUGAAAAAAAAAUUAUAAUAUUUUUUUUUUUUUUUAAUAAUAAUUUUUUUAUUACUUGAUUAAAUUUUAUAUAAAUAUUGCAAAAUUAAAACAUUUAUUUAAAAUAAAUAUUUCUCUGAUUCUU
Molecule: messenger RNA, 496 nt
Organism: Ichthyophthirius multifiliis
Lineage: Eukaryota; Ciliophora; Oligohymenophorea; Hymenostomatida
Exons: 1
Molecular function (GO): calcium ion binding
Source: RefSeq, a predicted model, not a curated record